Trichomonas vaginalis G3 is the source of this 2808-nucleotide messenger RNA. Its product is annotated as keratin-associated protein family. The transcript has a single exon. Lineage: Eukaryota; Parabasalia; Trichomonadida; Trichomonadidae. Bases 1 to 2808 code for a protein of 935 amino acids. The record is from RefSeq and is a predicted model, not a curated record.
AUGAGUGUUGUUCCAUAUGCAUAUGAAUGUUAUAAGUCUAGCGUACUUCAAUAUAAAGAAUAUACUCUCAGAAUUACUGAUAAUGCUUUAGUCAUACAUAAAGAAGGUGCUGAUGAAGACAUUACCAUCGGUCCUGGUAUAUUACCUAUCGAGCAACCAGAUGGUACAAUUGUUGAAACAGACUUAAAUCAAUACCUUCAAGCGUUACAGAAUCGUGUGACAAAAGUAGAGAAUAAUUACUUAGAUGCUCCAUUCUUCACAACUGAUAGAGAUUAUAUGUUUUCAUGUAUGGCGAGUAAUGGUUUGCAAGAAACUCGUGAGGUAAAUAUUAAUGAAGCAUUAGAGACUAUAAUAUAUCAUGUCAAACGGUUAUUAUCGAUUGACCAUGGAGUUCAUUUUGACCCAAGGUCUACACUGUUCAAUAUACCAAUGAUUGAAAAUAGUCAUUUAACAUUUAAAGAAGAUACAUUGUAUAAUGCUUUAAACGCAGCAUUUGCUUAUAUAUUAGGUCAUGAGCAAGUACAAAAUAGUGGUAUUGCAAUAUACUUAGAUAAAGUUAUGUUAAAGAAACCAUUGACAUUCACAGAAGAUGGACCAAAAGCAACUGGUAUUGUUGGUGAUGGAACAUUAUUGACGAAAGAAUACUUAGCAAGUCAUGUCGGAGAAUUUUUCUCCACUAAUGAUAGCAUCAGUACAACACCAGAAGUUAUUUUAUUGAAGAAACCAAUCACAUUUGAUGUUGAAGGAAAGACAAAAGCAACUGGUAUAGCUGGCGAUGGAGUUCUUCUGACUAAGGAAUACUUGAAGAAAAAUAUCAAUGACUUCGUUGAAGUUGUCAAAGAUAAAGAAUCUGGUCUUAAAUUCAAUCCUUUAUCAUUCAUCUUUGACAUAGCAAAUGCCGGAGCUACUGCAGCCUCAUGGAUAUCAUUACAAGGUCACAUUGAUGCAUUAUGGACUUUUAUUGGUGCAAGAGAUGGUAUUCAAACAGUCACUGCAGCUUUAGAGUUAAUACCUGGUGGUAAAGGUGGUUUUGUUCUAAGUUUCAAAAAUCUUGUUACUACUGUAUUGACAAACGCGAAAUCUGCUGUAGGUUUUACCAUACAUAACGCGAGAAUGUAUUGGCAAUUAGGUACUGCUUGGUUACGUGCAAUACCAAGAGAUGCAGAUGAUAAGAAAGAAGAUCAAGUUGACCUUAAUGUUCCAACUGUUAUUGUUAAACUUCGUGAAUUAUAUCCAUCAUUUGUAGAAUUCAUCAAGAGUGUAAAUGAUUCAAUCAGUACUAAUAGUAUUACUUUAGAUAAAGAGUUUCAAGGGAUAGAUUACAUCUUUUGUUCGCUUGCUGAAUUAGCGAAGAAAGUUGAGGAGAACAAAAAUAAUGGAGGAAGAACUGCACUUGAGAUUGCAGGCAAAGCUGACAAAAGUUAUGUUGACGAAGAGAUACGUAAAGUUGUAUCUAAAGAAUAUACUUUACCACAGUCUGUCAUACUUAAGACAAUCAAAGGUCCAGAGAAAGAUAUGUACCCAGGUGAUGGUACAACAGUUAAAGUUAAUGAAAGAGUUUCAUUCCCAUCUGGUAUUGAUGCAAAAGAAGUAUAUAUUAAUGGUGAAAACAUCAAUACAACAUUGAUUCCUUUGAAAAAUAAUGAGUUCACUGAACCUUUGACAAUUAAAUCAAUUCGUUCAAGAGAAGACAAACCUGUUAUAAUCAAUAAAAUAGGAGCUGAUAAUGACCAACCAGUUCAAAUCAAGAAAAUAAGAGCUGAUGACAUUAUCUUGAACUAUACUUUAGGCUCAAGUGCUCCUUUACCAAAUCCAAGCACUAGUGUAAGAGAUACACUUAAUAGUUUAGAUAGUAAAUGUACGAAUAUUGAAGGACAUGUCAGAAACUUUGAAACACAUGAACUACCAGCAAUGUUAGAUAAGAAAGCAGACAAAAAUCAUACACAUGAAUUCUUCACAACUAUUAGAGCUGAUGAGAUAAUAUUGAAUUGGGCUAUUGCUUCAUCAAGCAUGCGUGAUGAAGAUAUGCACACUAACCUAAGAGAUAUGGUUGUUGAUUUAGCCAAUAAAACCGACAAAAUAUAUGUAGAUGAAGAAUUAAAUCGUUAUGAUACAAAAGCAUUGAGUUAUACAGAAGAAGCAAAGGAAUGGGUCAAUGAAAAUUAUGUGAAGAAGUCAGAAGUAAACGAGGCGGUUAAUGAUAAAAUAAAUGAAAGAUUUUCGAACAUAGAUUCAAUAACAGUUAAUGACAUUCAAUUACACCAUCAGUUACCGGGUCAAAAGAAUGUGGAAUAUAAUAAUCUUACUAAGGUUCUUGAUGGUUUCGAUGAAUUUAGAACUGAUGCAACAAAUGCAAUUACAAGUAUGAAGACUGAAAUAUUGCAAGCUAUAUAUCCUAUCGGUGCUUUAUAUACGUCAAUGAACUCAACAAAUCCGGCAAGUGUUUUAGGUUUUGAUACAUGGCAGCAGAUUGUAGACAAAUUCUUAUACUGUGCUAACUCUUCAAAGCAAACAGGAGGUUCAAAGAAAAUUUUAGAAGCAAACCUUCCACCACAUAAGCACACAGGAACUACAAACUUUUCUGGCGACCAUAGCCACUCAUUAAGAGACCACCCAUUAUACAACUCAGACUAUGAAGCUGGCAAUGACGUUUUAUCUCCAUCUUAUAACAAUUCAGCAAAAAAGACUUUUCGACCAACUGAACCAGGAGGAAAUCAUUCACACACUUUCACAACAAAUCCAACAGGCUCGGGUGAAGAUUAUAUGCCACCAUUUAUGACUGUAUUCGCAUGGUUCAGAGCUGCUUAA